AGUCGGCUUGGACUUCCAGAAAGGGAUCAGUAUGAAGGCCAAGGUAACAACGGAGAUUCUCAGGCGCUUGCGCAAUGCCAUGAAGGACCUCCACCUGACAGCCGAGCCGCUUCAAGCACUCAUCGUGCCAUCGGGAGAUGCACAUCAGAGUGAGUACGUGGCCGACUGUGACUGCCGUCGCGCCUUCAUCUCUGGUUUUGACGGCUCUGCAGGUAUGGCGGUGGUCACAGAGGCCCAGGCGGCUAUGUGGACAGACGGCCGCUAUUUCCUGCAGGCCGCCCAGCAGAUGGACAGCAACUGGACCCUCAUGAGAGUCGGCAUCCAGGACACGCCCACAUGGGAGGACUGGCUGCUCAGCGUUCUGCCCGACGGCUCGCGCGUGGGCGUCGACCCCUUCCUCGUCCCUGCCAGCACCUGGAAGUCCAGCUCGAAGCAGCUGAAGCGAGGAGGAAUCCAGUUGGUGUCCACAAGCACCAACUUGGUGGACGCCAUCUGGGACGACCGCUCCCCCCAGCCACAGAGCCCUCUUCUCGUGCUGCCUCUGAGCUACACAGGACUGAGCUGGCAGAGCAAGGUGGAGAUGCUGAGAGCCAAGAUGCAACAGAGGAAAGCAGCUUGGAUCGUCAUCACUGCCCUGGAUGAAAUAGCCUGGCUAUUCAACAUGCGUGGAGGGGACGUCGAGUACAACCCGGUGUUUUUCGCCUAUGCAAUGGUGGGGCUCGAAACCAUCAGGCUGUUUGUGGACGAGUGUCGGCUGCAGGAUGGUACCGUGCGUGCGCACCUGGAGCUGGACUUGGCGGUGCCGUCGCACGCGGGCAUGAGGGUGGAGGUCCUGCCCUACGCGGCCGUGCUCGCCUCGCUGCAGGAAGCGUCCACUCAGCUGGCCGCGGGGCAGCGCGUGUGGAUCAGCGACAAGUCCAGCUUCGCGCUCAAUGCCAUCGUUCCCAAGUCCCAGAGAAUGCAGAUGCCCUACACUCCAAUCUGCCUGGCAAAGGCCGUCAAGAACAAGACCGAGGUGGAGGGCAUGAGACGAGCUCACGUGAAGGAUGCCGUGGCCUUGUGCGAGUUCUUCUGUUGGCUGGAGAAAGAGGUUCCAAAUGGCGGUGUCACUGAGGUGUCGGCUGCUGACAAGGCAGAGUUCUUCCGCAAGCAGCAAGAUGACUUUGUGGAGCCCAGCUUUGCCACCAUUUCAGGCUCUGGACCUAAUGGGGCCAUCAUCCACUACAAACCAUCCAAGGACUCGGACAGACCCCUUUCCACGAACGAAGUGUACCUUUGUGACUCAGGUGCUCAGUACAGGGACGGAACAACCGAUGUAACCAGGACUGUGCACUUUGGAACCCCCAGUGCCUAUGAAAAGGAGUGCUUUACCCGGGUGUUAAAAGGUUACAUCGCGGUCAACACAGCAGUCUUCCCCAUUGGCACCAAAGGGCACCUGCUGGACACGCUGGCACGGAUGGCGCUGUGGCAGGUGGGCCUGGAGUACCUGCACGGCACGGGCCACGGCGUGGGCUCCUUCCUCAACGUGCACGAGGGCCCGUGCGGCAUCAGCUACAAGACCUUUGCAGACGAGCCCCUGGAAGCGAACAUGAUCAUCACAGACGAACCAGGCUUCUAUGAGGAGGGUGCCUUUGGGAUUCGCAUUGAAAAUGUUCUCCUGGUGAUCCCAGCCAAGACUCGGUACAACUUCAAGGACCGAGGCUCACUGACCUUUGAGCCACUGACCCUGGUACCAAUUCAGCUCAAGAUGAUUGAGAGAUCGUUGCUUACAGAGAGUGAGAUCUCCUGGGUGAACAAGUACCACGAACACUGCCAGGAGGUGGUAGGGGCUGAGCUGAAGAAGCAGGGCCGAGAGGAUGCCUUAAAAUGGUUACUUAAAGAGACAAAGCCUUUUUAAAUUUCACUCGAGGCUUAUAAAAAAAACACCCAUCUUGGAAAAUCGUCUAAUCCAGCAGGCAGUGAGUCAUCCCAACCAAUAUAUUUUCAACCAGAUUUUUAAAUAUUGCUGACCAAGCUAAUAAAUCAGCCAGCCAUGCAGAAUAGCCACUCUCUCUUGGCCAGAAAAAUAAACAUCAAGAAACCUGCACGUUAUGAGUGGAAAGUCCUUUAAAGAGUGGCUGUGAGUCAUCGUAACCAGCUAGCAUGUCAGCUCACCGAUCAAAAAUCAAGCCAGGUAACCAACUUACAAUCCAGACAUUCAAGGAUGUAACCUGACACUCAGAUGGUUAUCGAGUCAUAAAUCCAAGUGGCAACAGUCUUGUGCCAAAUGAAAACCAAAAAUGACCUUGAUGUAUGCUCCACUUUACCCCUGAAAUAAAGUUUGAAUGUGAACUUUUUACGAAUAUAUAACAAUCCUUACAUUGGUUGUACUGUGGCAAGUUGGAAUAAAUGAUUUAUUAAUCUUUGA
Lethenteron reissneri (Far Eastern brook lamprey) is the source of this 2407-nucleotide messenger RNA. Its product is annotated as xaa-Pro aminopeptidase 1-like. Gene Ontology annotation, molecular function: metalloaminopeptidase activity. The record is from RefSeq and is a predicted model, not a curated record. NCBI's taxonomy places the organism in Eukaryota, Metazoa, Chordata, Hyperoartia, Petromyzontiformes, Petromyzontidae.